Molecule: messenger RNA, 2743 nt
Organism: Megalobrama amblycephala (Wuchang bream)
Lineage: Eukaryota; Metazoa; Chordata; Actinopteri; Cypriniformes; Xenocyprididae
Product: zinc finger protein 239-like
Exons: 1
Coding region: 230-1138 (302 amino acids)
Biological process (GO): regulation of transcription by RNA polymerase II
Cellular component (GO): PcG protein complex; transcription regulator complex
Molecular function (GO): RNA polymerase II cis-regulatory region sequence-specific DNA binding; DNA-binding transcription factor activity, RNA polymerase II-specific
Source: RefSeq, a predicted model, not a curated record
GGGAACUAAAUUCUACAAUUAAGUGAACUUCACAGGAGCGCUGAAAAGACAUACACACAUUAUACCUUCACCCAGACCACUGGAUUCUGUCGUUGGAACGACAGCUGGUCCUUUACGAUUGGAAGAUUAAUGUUAAAGUUUCAGGGACAUAUGCAACUAAUUUAUGCAAAUGCAUCAAAAUGAUCAUAAUGUUUUGUAGCAGUUGUCUAUCACAACAAGUCUCAAUUUUAUGACCUUUAACUUCAUAUUUAUCUCUUUAAAUUAUUUUGAUUUACUGAAAAUUAAAUUACUUUUUUUCUUUCGUUUCAGACUGAUGGAAGUGAAGGAGAAGAAUGAAGAACUGAGAGAAGUGGAGGAGGAACAUCAAGACAAACCUGGAGAAAAACCUUUGAGUCGCUUAAAGACUAAAAAGACAUUUCUAAAGAAAAGAAGAGCCAAGAAAUCUACAACCUGCACUCAGUGUGGAAAGAGUUUCUCAACCAAACAAAAUCUUGAUGUUCACAUGAGAGUUCAUACAGGAGAGAAGCCGUUCACAUGUGAUCAGUGUGGGAAGAGCUUUACACAAAGAGGACAUCUUAAGGAACACAUGAGAGUUCACACUGGAGAGAAGCCGUUCACAUGUGAUCAAUGUGACAAAACAUUUAUUAGAUCAUCAGACCUGAAGUCACACCUGACAGUUCAUACAAAGGAGAAGCCACAUUCAUGUUCUGUGUGUGGAAAGAGUUUUUCACUGCUGUGUAGUUUACAAAAACAUGAGAAAAUUCAUACUGGUGUGAGAGAGUACAUGUGCUUUGAGUGUGAGAAGACUUUUACUACAUGGAGCGAUUUAAAAAAGCACCACAGAAUUCACACUGGAGAAAAACCUUACAAGUGUUCACACUGUGACAAGAGAUUCAAUCAGUCAUCAUAUCUGAAAACACAUGAGAGAAUUCACACUGGAGAGAAACCUUAUAAGUGUUCACAGUGUGACAAGAGAUUCAGUCAGUCAGUAAAUCUGAAAACACAUGAGCGGAUUCACAGCAGAGAGAAGCUGCACACCUGUGAUCAGUGUGGAAAAAGUUUCACUAUUAAAAGUCACCUGAAGCUGCACAUGAAGAUCCAUGCAGUGGAGAAACCACAUCACCACAGUCUGAAAUGAAGUAGUUAAUUUUUAUGUGCUAAACAAAAAAAAUCUCUUCUGUGUAAGUUAGCCACAGCCAAAUCUCUUCUCUCCAGCUAUAGUUGGCGCCAUGGGCGACAAGUUUUAUUUAUUUUAUUUUUUUUUGCAGUUAGAAAACGUCUUUUUGUACCUGCAUCAGCAAAUUAUUCACAAAAAUUUUAAGCAAACAAGUUUAACCCUUUAACGACCCAGUGGUCCGCUGGUGGGACGAUAGAAGUUGUUUUUUUUAAAUGAAGAGUAUGCCAUCUAACUAAUCUUUUAUUAUGCUCGCAGUGCGUCGGUUACUGUAAAUGAAUUGCAAUAUUAAUUUAAUAAUAAAAGUAGCACAAUAAUAACAAUAAUUUAACAGCCCUAUAUGCCCAUCCGCUAUACCCCAUUGUGAAGGGAUAAACGGUGUUCAGGCACGGCAUCAAAGCGAUUACCUGUUUAAUCCAAAUCCACAUGUGUGGGCUGUUUAAUAUUCAGUACUGCAAUGUCUCUCCAGUCACAUGAUGUUUCUCAUGUGUUUUCAGUUGGCACAACAAAGAAACGUUUACUAGACUGUGGACUAGCUUUGCUCUAUGAACAGUGGCAGCCUGCAGCUGAAUUUUUGUGAUCACUGAAGCCCUGGGUAUACUUCGGCAGUUUCAUGAUUGACGUUCAUAAUUUUCGUCGUGUGGCAGGCUUGUGGCCAGCCGCACACCCCGUCCGCAUGCAGCCCAAAUUUCGAGACCGCGCAGAUGGUGCACAUGCAACAGCACAUGCGCAAGCAAGACGGAAGAGUCCACUAGGUGGCAAUACGCACAGUACUGAGCACAAUGUACAGUCGUCAAAGAAGAGUGUAAAAAGUGAUUCAAAAACAAGACAAAUAAACUCAGAGGCAUGCUUUCCCCAUCAUUUUUAAUUCCUGUUCUCUUGGUGUAUCUUCUGAACUAUGUUGCAAUGGUGGAUGCACGGACACGACUGCACGCGAGACACAUCCAGGCGCGGAAAGUGAAGUAUAGCCGGGGCUUGAUGGUGUGCUGUCUUUCCGCACUUACGGUCAAAGAAUUAUCUGAACUGUGCGCGAGAUGGAGCAGAACGUGGGAAAUGACAUAUACCCGGGCCUUAACCACUCCAAAUUGUAGUGGACUGGAGCUGACGGCUCACUUUGGGAAAAAUACCCCCCCAAUGUCCUCCAUGUUAUUAUGUCUUGACAUGUAGUUUAACUGUUGCUGGUUGAUGCGAGAGGCAUUUUGGGAUACCUUGCUGUCUCAAGUCUCCUCUCGAUGCAUCCUCGAUAAAAGUCGGAUCAAGAACACAUCCGGGGAUUUGAACUGUACUUGGCUAGAUGUGAACUUUGAAUUGGAUCAGUACUCGGGCAGCAACUGAUGAUCUAGUUGACUCGAUCUCUGCUGAUACUUCAGGGCUGUGUUGUGGUCGUGUCAAGGUGCAGGUCCUCGAUCUCACCUGAAAACAGCCCGGAUCUGGUUGACUACAGUAAACCUCGGGAUAAACAGAGAGACUAAUAUUAGUGUAGAUGCCAUUCUUCUUCUGAUGUAACGAGUACAUCUGGUGUUAUAGGAAGUGUUCCCAGUUCCGGCUGACCUAAUCUAUGCAGCCUAA